AGAGGCUGGGGCUUGGCUCGGAGGGUCUGUGUCGCUCCGCACCUCCUAGGCAGUGGCUCUUCUGGAUGAGGAGGGGCUGCGGAGCCUCAGAGAGCUGCCGGGACGAAGUGCUGUCCUCCCGCGGGGCCUGAGCCCAGGACGCCCGCCCCGGAGCCUUUCUCCUCCACCAUGGCCGAGCUGAUCCAGAAGAAGCUGCAGGGAGAAGUGGAGAAAUACCAGCAGCUGCAGAAGGACCUGAGUAAAUCCAUGUCGGGGAGGCAGAAGCUGGAGGCACAGCUAACAGAAAAUAACAUCGUGAAGGAGGAACUGGCCUUGCUGGAUGGAUCCAACGUGGUCUUUAAGCUGCUGGGACCCGUGCUCGUCAAACAGGAGCUAGGGGAGGCUCGGGCCACGGUGGGGAAGAGGCUCGACUACAUCACCGCGGAAAUUAAGCGCUACGAAUCGCAGCUUCGGGACCUUGAGCGGCAGUCGGAGCAACAGAGGGAAACCCUUGCUCAGCUGCAGCAGGAGUUCCAGCGAGCCCAGGCAGCAAAGGCUCCUGGGAAGGCCUGACCCCAUGGAAGGGGGAGGGGAGGGAGGGAUGAGGCAGCUCCGGGUCUACACGAGAAUAGCCAAUAAAAUGUCAACAAAACCA
Messenger RNA from Peromyscus californicus insignis, 634 nucleotides. RefSeq names its product prefoldin subunit 6 (gene Pfdn6). The transcript is spliced from 4 exons. Gene Ontology annotation, cellular component: prefoldin complex; cytoplasm. NCBI's taxonomy places the organism in Eukaryota, Metazoa, Chordata, Mammalia, Rodentia, Cricetidae. The record is from RefSeq and is a predicted model, not a curated record. Gene Ontology annotation, biological process: protein folding; chaperone-mediated protein complex assembly. Gene Ontology annotation, molecular function: protein-folding chaperone binding. Bases 169 to 552 code for a protein of 127 amino acids.